Ectocarpus sp. CCAP 1310/34 is the source of this 4084-nucleotide messenger RNA. NCBI's taxonomy places the organism in Eukaryota, Phaeophyceae, Ectocarpales, Ectocarpaceae. The record is from the annotation of a GenBank genome assembly.
AUGGCGGCGGAGCUCACCAAGCAACACGGAAAGACCCGGUUCGACAUCGCCGAGCCUGACCUGAAGGCUCUCACGGAGACUGUCAACACGUUGAGCACGAGCGUGAGCGACGCGCAGAAGCAGGGAUCCGCCGUCGUAGAUGACGAGAUCGCCGAACUGCUGGCAGAACUCAACAUCGAGCCUGGACAGCCGCUCGGGGGGCAAGCGGUGAGCGCAAUUCAGGGAUGGGCUACCAUCGAGGACGAUGCUGAGGUGGUAGGGGCUCUUCGGCUGGACGCGGCGGACAACAUGGCGGCAUUGCUAGCUGGAGCGCGCAUUUCUUCCGGCUGCGAUGAGGAAGAUGAAACGGAAGAUGGCGGUGGCGGUGAGAACACGGGGCGCGAGCGCCGUGCUCCACCGGCUUAUAGUGAGCUGUCACCUCACUUCGGCGUCCUGGAAUCGGCAGCAGAUGAGAGUGGCAAUGGAGACGCGGCGUUCCAUCUGCAGAAAGCAAAAAUGGCGAUGAUCGCAGCGCAUGCCGCUAAGCGGGUGACUGCUAUAGUGCAGGGCGAGACGGCCGCGGAGGGUGAAGACAAGUUUUUCUUCAACACGGUGGCGUUCACAACCCCAGGGAAGCACAAGGCAAGCUGCGUCGUCACAGUGCAGAACCCGAGCACGAUCAACACGGCGGCGGCAAGGACAUCCGUCCCCGAGCAUGCGACCGCCGCCGCCGCUGGUGGCCAUGGCGGCGUGGCGACAUCCGAUUCCACCACCUCGUACUCUGCCGUCGCCGCCACCACCAGCACCGCCGGCGAGAUCUUCGAGUACGAGUUCGCGGUGACGGUCAAGUACGUGCGCCGAGAGAUCCGGGCCCUGACGGAUCGAGACAGGGAGACUUUUUUCAACGCGGUGUCCGUGCUGCAGCGGGUGCCGAGCGCCGUCGGCCGUGCGGUGUACGGCGACAAGUACUACAGCAAGGACUACUUCAACCGGAUGCACCUGUACUACGGCGGAGCCCGGGACUGCGACCACUGGCACGAGGGCGCAGGCUUCGUGACCGCGCACAUCGCCAUCACUCUCAUGUACGAGCAGACGUUGCAGGCGGUGAACCCGUCCAUCGCGCUGCCCUACUGGGACAUGACGAUCGAGGGGACCUACUACGACUGGAACGACUUCCACACGAGCUCGGUCUUCUCAGACGAUUGGUUCGGCGAUGCAGCCCCUGGAAACACUGCUAGAACGCUGACCCAGGGGAGGUUCGCGUACGUCCCCGUCAUGACCAACGCCCGCGAGUACUCCGCGCAGUACAACUCCUACGGGCUGCUUCGGUCUGCGUGGAACAACGACCGCAACCCCUUCCUCACUCGCCAUGACCACCAGCUGGGCAUGAUGAACAACAAGAAGCCUUCGGGCUGCCGGCGCUACCGCGACGCCUACGUCGCCGACGACUGGAUGAAGCUCACGGAAGCCUUCAAUGGCGGCGCUCACGGCAACAUCCACGGGCUGUUGGGCGGGACGUGGUCUCCCGAGGCGGACGAGUACGCCGCGGUCACGCCGUACAUCGUCAUCCCCUUCGUUCACCACGCGUACAUCGCGCAGAAGAUCAUGUGGCGGGAGAACGCCAUCGAGUGCCCAGAGAGCUGCACAUUCGAUCAGGGUUGGAAAGACUGCCAGUGCCAAUGCAGCCAGUCACUCAUGGAAGGGAGGACAGCGGCCGAGUUCCUGGAGUUGGGCGAUGUCAUUGCGACGGGAUAUUUCUACGAUGCGGACUACCAAUUAGUCCUCGAGCUGGCUGACUCGGAUGGGCACUACUACGAAGAGAUUCCCAGCUACUCCGCCGAGGAGUCCACGGCGAUUUACGAGGGGCUGAAAGACGCGCUGUGCAUCCCGACAAAAGUCGGCAGCCAUUUCGAAGCCACGAGCACCAACGACGUGACCUUCUGGGUGCUCCACCCUACCUUCGACAGACUCUGGCACCUCUCGCUCCUGGAACAAAACCCGGGCUUCAACGAGACUUGGAUAUCGGACUCCACCUGUGUCGGCCAUAACGCGGACGACGUCCAGCCCUUCCACGAUCUGUUCCUGGAAGAGCACGAGGGGGAGCCUGACGUGGUCGGGUCGGCGGGGGGCGAAAGUGUGGGUCCCCUGAAGGGACACUACACAAACGCGGAGCUGUACGACCUGCUUCACCCGGCGGGAAUGCAACUUCCGUACGUGUACGACAACUUCGCGUGGCCACACUGCGACGCCCAAGGAGUUUUCAUCAACUGACGAAUUAUGAGGUGACCCUGAUGGUUUUCGGGCUUGACCGGAGUUUGUCGCCGAUGGCGGCGUUUGGCGUCGCAACGGACUUUCUUGGUUGUUGGGACUUCUAUACAAGUCGGCGUACAAUGUCGAGUACUGCUGCUGCUUUUGUCCGUUGGUGCUGCUCACUUUAUGCAUACAGCGUACCCGGUUAGGCAGCAUCCACCGCUACUCAAUGCCGCAGGGAGCUUCACGCGCCCUGUCGUGGGUAAGGGCGAGCCGUGAGCUACUUCGUUGCCAGCAAGUCUGUCCGCUUGACUGUAUCAAACAAUCACUCACGGGCGUGCAGUUCAGGCGGAACGCUUGUGUCCAAGUCGACGAGGGACCCGGUUCGGUCAUCUCUGAUGACCAAACUUGAGUGAAGGCGAUGGCGGCGGCAUGCGAGUAACGUUGCGUCGACAGCCAUGUUUCGUUCGCUCCCAACGCUGGGUAGCAUGCAUGUAGGCAACAAUGAUCUUUACCGGGGAAAGUAUUAAUGGUACCGGAGGGGGUUAAAGAAGACCGGCGGUGCGUGCGACCGGGAAAGGAGGCAUGGUUGAUGCAGCAGGGGGAGUUAAAAGCGCUUGAUCCGUCUUCGAGAGGUGUGUUGUGCCAUCGCGGCAUGAUGCUUGCAGAGACGGGAGUACUGAGAGCCCACCCACCGGGCUGCCAGCGAGCCCUUGUCUGCGUAGUGUACAUGUUGCCUUUCGUUGUGCCGUAUGCCUGUGUAGGUGGGGAAGGAUGGGGUGUGUGUGCUCGUACAUGCACUUGGUCUGCAUCCUGAACAGUGGGCGGAUGAAAGGGAAGCCGUCGAAUGGAUUUGAUUGGAUAGGGUGUUUCGUUUUCAAGCGCUUCGGCGGCGCUCUCAUGGUGAAUGCCCAGUAGGGGGCACCGGAAACUGUUCGAGGUAGGCAUCGUCUGUAUUCUACUCCGAAUGUAUUUGGGAAGAGAGGCAACCGUCUUUCGACAGAGGUUGGCACGGUUGUUGGUCCCGUUCAGUAGUGAGGACGAUUUAUCGAUUGUCAUGCAGUACGUGGUCUAGACGCCGCGCAGGCAUGAUGUCUCACGUCCGUCUCGAUCAGUGUCUCUAACUUUCCAUUAUUUCCUCUUUGUGAUUUGUAUUCAAUGCAUGCAUUAGAGCAGCGUUCAAGGUAAAUUGUUCAGGUAUCAAGUCGUCCGUCGGUAUAGGACACACACACAUGGUUUUUCGGUUAAUAAGGUGUCCUACGGCCGGCGAAGUGUCCGCAAGGUUGAUACCCCUCCUUGUGUCGUACAUUCAAGUCAUCCUAAUCGGGGGAGUGUCCUGACAAAGAGUGUCCAAAACUGAGGGAUGACUGGAGUGUUGACCUUGAAAUACGUUUUUUCCAUUCUAAAUGCAUGUUGUACGGCGCUGUGCACGUUUGAUUGUGGAGGUGAUUCCUUAUGUUUCCGAGGUUUUUGCUCCGUCUUUCACAUUUCUGGGCGUGCGUACGUGCGUGCAACCCCAUCGGUCAGGGUGCCCUUGCUGCUUCGGUCGGGAAACGGUCGUGUGAAUGACUGGGAUUAAUUCUAGCCCUUCCUCCCCCUGCGUACACUUCUGUUUGUGUGGGGGCUUGAUGUUUCCCCCUACAAUUCUUUGUCUUGGGUGUUGGUGGUGUGUUUUCGCAAGAAAAUACGGUUGCUUCCGAUCUCUUGCCCAGUGAUGCCGUCAUCCACACGGGCCCGACCGAUGCGAAUGCCUGUCGUCGUUACAAAAGGGCAACUAGUCUACACAAGAGAAGGCCAUACACCAUCGGUGCAAUUCUAAAAUCAAGGGGAACCAGAGCAUAUAAACGUAAUUGCG